This is a messenger RNA of Lactuca virosa, 2257 nucleotides long. Lineage: Eukaryota; Viridiplantae; Streptophyta; Magnoliopsida; Asterales; Asteraceae. The record is from the annotation of a GenBank genome assembly.
CGGUUUAUUCCACAACAUUUAUAUCAGAUUCUAGAGUUUCAUCUUAACCCCCAAUCUCCACCUUACUCUGUUCCAAUUCUCUCCGUAUCGGAAGAAAUCCAGCUCAUCACCGCGUUCCUCUUUCCUAAUUGCAUCUAUCGCCGGCGACGAUGCACGAAACUGAUAUUCACGAUUUGUCCGACGACGCCGAUUAUGCUGCAGCGUCGAAACAAGGCUCAUCAAGCGUGACCCGUAGUGACAGUAGCAAGAGAAGCUCUUCUAGUGACCCAGAAGAUGCCCAAAUAGUUUACCUCAAGGAUAAUGUUACAAUUCAUCCAACUCAAUAUGCCACAGAAAGGAUCAGUGGGCGUUUGAAGUUGAUCAAGCAAGGUUCUUCACUAUAUAUGACAUGGAUACCUUAUAAAGGCCAAAGCUCAAAUCCAAGGUUGUCUGAGAAAGACAAAAAUUUGUAUACCAUAAGAGCAGUACCAUUUUCUGAUAUCCAGUCAAUUCGUAGGCAUACACCAACAAUUGGGUGGCAGUAUGUUAUUGUUGUUUUAUCAUCUGGUCUAGCAUUCCCUCCUCUUUACUUCUAUAGUGGAGGAGUCCGGGAGUUUCUUGCUACAGUUAAACAACAUGUCCUUAUUGUCAGAUCAUCAGAAGAUGCGAAUGUAUUUCUUGUAAAUAACUUUCAAGAUCCUCUUCAAAGAACUUUGUCUUCAUUGGAGCUUCCAAGAUCUCUUGCAAAUGGAACACCUUCAUCUUCAUUCAGAGGCUCUCCCUCUGAUAACAACAAUCAGGAGAGACUUGAUACAGUCACUACUUCAGAAGACAAUCAUUCGGGCAGCGGGCAGCAAAACAUCAGGCAGAGGCAAAAAACUCAUGACCCUGCCCGAGAUCUUUCCAUUCAAGUUUUAGAAAAAUUCUCUCUUGUCACAAGGUUUGCCCGGGAAACAACCUCCCAACUCUUCCGUGACAACCUUGUUGAUGGUCAUGGUCAAAGUCAAAGUCAAAGUCAAGGUGAAAGGAGGAGAAAUAACUGGGCUUCAAAAGACCACCAGCCUCUUGAAAUGGCCCCCAUUGAUGACCCAAUAGUUCCCAAAUUAGUCCCUGUACCUUCUGACCCUAUCGAGUUUGAUAAAUUAUCACUGGUAUGGGGAAAACCAAGGCAGCAUCCUUUGGGGGUUGAAGAGUGGUCAAGCUUUUUGGAUUAUGAAGGCCGAAUCAUGGAUCCAGAUGCUUUAAAAAAGAGAAUAUUCUACGGGGGAGUGGAACAUAACUUGCGAAAAGAGGUUUGGGCAUUUUUAUUGGGGUAUUAUUCAUACGAUUCCACAUACGCAGAGAGGCAGUAUGUUGUCUCAGUGAAAACAGCAGAGUACAUGACUAUCAAAAACCAGUGGCAGAGUAUUUCCCCGGAACAGGCUAAAAGGUUUACAAAAUUUAGAGAAAGGAGGGGUUUGAUUGAGAAAGAUGUGGUAAGGACUGACAGGUCAUUAUCGUUCUAUGAGGGUGAUGAUAAUCCAAAUGUACGCCUUUUGCAUGAUAUAUUGCUGACUUACUCAUUCUACAACUUUGAUCUUGGUUAUUGCCAGGGCAUGAGUGAUCUCCUCUCUCCUAUAUUGUUCAUCAUGCAAGAUGAAUCAGAAGCUUUUUGGUGCUUUGUUUCUUUAAUGGAAAGAUUAGGACCAAAUUUCAACCGUGAUCAAAACGGCAUGCACUCUCAACUCUUUGCACUAUCAAAGCUGGUGGAACUUCUUGACAGCCCAUUACACAACUACUUCAAACAAAACGACUGCUUGAAUUACUUCUUCUGUUUCCGCUGGAUCCUCAUCCAAUUCAAAAGGGAAUUCGAAUACGAUAAAACAUUAAGGCUAUGGGAAGUAUUAUGGACACACUAUCUAAGCGAACACCUUCACCUAUACGUAUGCAUAGCAAUUCUCAAAAGACACCGAGGCAAAAUAAUGGGGGAGGAAAUGGACUUUGAUACCCUUUUGAAAUUCAUAAAUGAAUUGAGUGGUCAAAUUGAGCUUGACCCGGUUCUUCGUGAUGCCGAGGCUUUAUGUGUGUGUGCGGGUGAAAAUGGGGCGGCUUCAAUUCCGCCCGGAACACCUCCGGCAUUGCCGAUUCCGGAAGCGUCCAUAUAUCAACAGCAAGAUGAUGAGGUGUUGUAGAACCAAGGAAAUAUCAAGGUAAGUAUUUGUUUUUGGAAUGUUAAUUUUGAUAUUUGAAAAAAAAAAUGUUUUAUUUUGCAAGUUGUGAAAAUACAAGACUGGUGGUA